Rhodotorula toruloides NP11 is the source of this 1239-nucleotide messenger RNA. RefSeq names its product acyl-CoA N-acyltransferase domain protein. Bases 1 to 1239 code for a protein of 412 amino acids. The record is from RefSeq and is a predicted model, not a curated record. The transcript is spliced from 2 exons. Gene Ontology annotation, molecular function: N-acetyltransferase activity. NCBI's taxonomy places the organism in Eukaryota, Fungi, Basidiomycota, Microbotryomycetes, Sporidiobolales, Sporidiobolaceae.
AUGGAGCAACCACAGCCAGACCCGCAGGACCCCACGAUGGCCGCCCCGCCUCCCGCCGCCAUCCGCCCAUUCGACACAAAGACGGACUUGAAACUCGUCCGCUACCUCGUCGGCGCGAGCGUCAUGGAGCCAUCCUCACUCGCGAACCAGGCCGCCCUCUUCACCCCCUACUCCCUCGUGGCCUGCCUCGCCCUCUCGCACUUCCUCAUCACCCGCUUCACCUCGGGCUACCCAGCGCUCAUCCAUAACUACAUCUACCCCAACGCGCCGAAAGCACUCAACCUCGGCUCGACGUACGGCCAAACCCUCGCCGACUUCCUCCUCAUCCUCCCGCUCUUUAUCGCGCCGCCUAUCGCCAUCCUCGCCAUGUUCGAAUGGCGCCAUCGCAACUUGUUCGAGAUGGAGAUGCGCCGCACGAUCGGCGAGGAAGACUUGAGGGACAUCGAGGCGUACUACGACGUCGAGGCCGAGAAGAAGGCGGUCGGUGGCGUGCCGAAGAAGGCAGCGAAGGGCGAGUCGACGUCGCGACCCGAGGAACGCAAGGGCUUCUGGGUCCUCGAGUACGACAACCGCCUCAUUGGUGCCGUCGGACUCGACGGACGCAAGCCCGGCCAGCCGCUCGACUCGGUCGUGGACCACAUCAUCGCCUCGGCCGAGGCGAGCAAGAAGGAGGCAAAAAAGUCGGGAGACAGUCUCUCUGCCGAUACAGUCAGCGCGUCCGCCGAGACGUCUGCGACAGCCGACUCUUCCGCUCGCAACCUCCGCUCGCGCACGAAGCAGACGACUCCCUCCGUCUCCGUUACUCCGCCAACUCCCUCAUCCGGCGCCUCUCCGACCUCGUUCACCCUCGACCCCUCCGCCUCCCUCCCCGAAGGAACCCUUCACCUCCGCCGCUUCGCAACCUCGAUGUCGUUCCGCUCAGCCGGAAUCGAAGACGAGUUGCUCGAUUUCGUCACCAAGUACGCCUUUGCAUCCAUCGACUCGCCCGUCGAACCUGCGAAACAAAUCGUCGUCGCUCUCCGUCCGACGGUGCAGAAGUCGCUUCGCAAAGUGCUCGAGCGACACGGGUUCGAACUCGUUCCGAAGGGUUCGGAACUCGAGGUGCCGAUUGUUGGUGGGCCCGGUGCGGCCGUCGGCAAGAAGCAUGCCAAGUCGAUCGCGGAGAGGUUGUGGCCGCUCGACUUGGACGUCAGGACGAUGGUGCUCAAGCGGUCGACGUGGGAGAAGUCGCAGCAGUAA